AUCAACGGCGGGGCCGACGGUUGUGGAAACCUGUGUCGCCUUCCGCUGCCAUGCCGGGCACCGGGCGCUGAGGGACCCUUGGGCCCGGUGGGCGGAAUGGAGAAUCGGGAUGUGCCUCCAGGCCCUUAUCGGGCCACCAAGCUGUGGAAUGAAAUUACCACAUCUUUUCGAGUGGGAAUGCCCCUAAGAAAACAUAGGCAACACUUCAAAAAAUAUGGCAACUGUUUUACAGCAGGAGAAGCGGUGGACUGGCUUUAUGACCUAUUAAGAGCUAAUAGCAAUUUUGGUCCUGAAGUUACAAGGCAACAGACUAUCCAGCUAUUGAGAAAAUUUCUUAAGAAUCAUGUAAUUGAAGAUAUCAAAGGCAAAUGGGGGACGGAAAAUCUUGAUGACAACAGUCAGCUAUUCAGAUUUCCUACAAGUUCUCCACUUAAAACUCUUCCACGAAGGCAUCCAGAAUUGAGAAGAAACAGCAUAGAGAAUUUUUCCAAAGAUAAAGAUAGUAUUUUUAAAUUGCGAAACUUAUCUCGAAGAACUCCUAAAAAACAUGGACUACAUUUCUCUCAGGAAAAUGCAGAGAAAAUGAACUGUGAAAUAAUUGAUGAAGAUCAAGAAAAUGUAGCUGAUAACAGAGAAAUAAGCCAGAAAGAUGUUGAAGAAGUUUGGAGAUAUGUUAUUCUGAUCUACCUGCAAACCAUUCUAGGUGUAUCCUCCCUAGAAGAAGUCAUAAAUCCCAAACAAGUUAUUCCUCAGUAUAUAAUGUACAACAUGACCAAUACAAGUAAACAUGGAGUAGUUAUACUGCAAGACAAAUCAGAUGAUCUUCCUCACUGGGUACUAUCUGCCAUGAAGUGCCUAGCAAAUUGGCCAAGAAGUAAUGACAUGAAUAAUCCAACUUAUAUUGGAUUUGAGCGAGAUGUAUUCAGAACAAUUGCAGAUUAUUUUCUAGAUCUCCCUGAACCUCUACUUACCUUUGAAUAUUAUGAAUUAUUUGUGAACAUUUUGGUUGUUUGUGGCUACGUCACAGUUUCAGAUAGACCCAGUGGGAUACAUAAAAUCCAAGAUGAUCCACAGUCUUCAAAAAUUCUUCAUUUAAACAAUCUGAAUUCCUUCAAAUCAACUGAGUGUCUUCUUCUCAGUCUUCUUCAUAAAGACAAAACAAAAGAAGAAUCAGAUACUACUGAGAGACUGCAGAUAAGUGAUCAAGGAUUUCAAGAAAAAUAUGCUAAGAAAAUGCAGCUAGUUCAUUUAAAAAACAGAAGAGCCAGUGCUAAUGACAUAAUGGGAGGAAGUUGUCAUAAUUUAGUAGGCUUACGUAGAAUGCAUGUUCUAUCCUCUAACAUCAAACCAAGGUGCUAUUCAUUAGAAGGAAUUGUAGAUUUACCAGGGAGUUCAAGUAAAGAGGUCUCCAGUGUCUUCCAUCAAUCUGUUCUGAACAUAGAAGGACAAAAUAAUAAGCAAUCUUUAGAGUCUGAGACCAAACAGGAAUCCCUGAUGAAUCUUCAUUCAGAGGAAAGUAUUCAAAAGCCAUUCUCUGUUGGUUAUAAGAGAACCUCCACUUUGACCAUUCAAGACCAAGAGGAGUUAUAUAAUGGAAAGUGCAAACCAAAACAGCUUUGUAGAUCUCAGAGUUUACUUUUAAGAAGUAGUACAAGAAGGAAUAGUUAUAUUAACAUGCCAGUGGCUGAAAUUAUCAUGAAACCAAAUCUUGGACAAGGCAGCACCAGUGUGCAAACAGCUAUGAAAGGUGAACUCGGAGAGUCUAGUACCACAAUCAAUAAAAGACUCUGCAAAAGCACAAUAGAACUUUCAGAAAACUCUUUACCUCCAGUUUCUUCUAUGUUGACUGGCACACAAAGUUUGCUGCAACCUCAUUUAGAGAGGGUUGCCAUCGAUGCACUGCAGUUAUGUUGUUUGUUACUUCCCCCACCAAACCGUAGAAAGCUUCAACUUUUAAUGCGCAUGAUUUCUCGAAUGAGUCAAAAUGUUGAUAUGCCCCAACUUCAUGAUGCAAUGGGUACAAGAUCACUGAUGAUACACACUUUUUCUCGGAGUGUAUUACGCUGUGCUGAAGAAGUAGAUCUUGAUGAGCUUCUUGCUGCAAGAUUAGUAUCUUUCUUGAUGGAUCAUCAACAGGAAAUUCUUCAAGUGCCUUCUUACCUACAGGCUGCAGUGGAGAAACAUCUUGACUACUUAAGAAAGGGCCAUAUUAAAAAUCCUGGAGAUGGAGUGAUUGCUCCUUUGCCAACGUAUUCAUACUGUAAGCAGAUCAGUGCUCAGGAGUUUGAUGAACAGAAAGUUUCUACCUCUCAAGCUGCAAUUGCAGAACUUUUAGAGAAUAUUAUUAAAAAUAAGAGUUUGCCUCUAAAGGAGAAAAGGAGAAAACUAAAACAGUUUCAGAAGGAAUAUCCCUUAAUAUAUCAGAAAAGAUUUCCAACCUCUGAAAGUGAAGCAGCACUUUUCGGUGACAAACCUACAAUCAAGCAACCAAUGCUAUUUUUAAGAAAACCAAAGUUUCGUAGUUUAAGAUACUAAUUGAAUUGAAAAUUAUGUAAUACUUCUAGAACUUUGGUAAGUGAAGCCAUAUGUAAGAAUUCAGGUACUAAAAAGGAAGUCUAUUUAUUAAUAAGGUUUUUUUUUCCCAUUUAUUUUUAUUAGUUGGAGGCUAAUUACAAUAUUGUAGUGGUUUUUGCCAUACAUUGACAUGAAUCAGCCAUGGAUUUACAUAUAUUCCCCAUCCCAAUCCCCCCUCCCACCUCCCUCUAGGUUUUUUUUUUUUUUUUUUUCAAUAAAACAUUAUAUAAGGAGGUGCCAAAUAGUUUUUAUCAAUGUGAAGCUGCUAAGAAACUAGUAGAUCUUAACUGAGAGCAAAUAACAGUAGGUGAUACCAGGUAUUUUAACGAGAAAUGAUCUUUUGUUUUUUAUACAGCUAUCUGGAAAAGUUAUCAUGAUGUGUGCUAAAACUGUAUUUACUUGAAUUUUGAAAACUGACAUUUGCUCAUCAAGAUUAAGCUGUAAUUCUCUUUAAAAAAAAAAAAAACUUAUCUGCACAUGCUUAUGGAUGUUACUUAAAGAACUAGUUGUUUUAGUUGUUUAUAAUUACUUUUGUUUCUAAGUGCAAGAAUGUGAAGAAUAUUUGGAAACUUGAUGAAUUAAUUUUCAUCUACUAAAUAUUGCACUCUUAUAUAUUCUUUUUCUACUUUUGAUCUAUUUAUAUAUCUAUGUUUUUAAAAUAUGUAUAUAUAAGACUUGGAUUUGCCUUUAAUGUUUACCCCAACUGCUUCAGUCAUUCAUUCUUUUCCAGUAAAUAUCUUUUGCAUUCUAAUUGUCAUGAAUCUACAAGAAGGUAAAGAUAUGAAAGAAGUAGAAAGCAAUCAUAUGUUCAUUUAAAAGAUAUUUAUUUAGCAACUUCUUUAUGCCUUUCAUUUUUCAAGAUGUGGGAAGAAAAUGAUGAAUAAAACAAAAAACCUCUUCCCCUAAAAUAUUUUCUAAUCAAGGAAAAUAUACCUAUUAUAUACUUAAAAUAACAGUACACCCCCUGAAAUCAAGUCAUGAGGAUUCAUUCCUACUGAAAACUAGCCUUUUUAAUGAUGAAACAGUUCUUUAAGCUAGUGUUUUUUAAAUUGGUGCAUAUUAGAAGCACCAGGAGAGUUUUAAAAAAUGCUCAGGUCCUACCUUAUAUUGAUUAAAUCAAAAUUUUAACGGAUGGUAUAUAGGCCUCUAUAUUUUUUAAACUCUCCAGGUGAAUCCAAUAUUCAGCCAACUUUGAGAAUCAGUGCCCUAAAUACUUUGUAUAAAUAAAAUGUCAAACUGGUAUCACAUUGGCUUUAUUAUUUCAUGGAAGAAAAUCCCAAGUGUAAGUUCCUGUCAUCUUGAUAGAAGAUUCUCCAAAUUUCUGCUUGACUAUCAGUACAAACUUGAAGCAAUUUUUCUUCCAAAUUUUUCUGAAGAUUAUUUGAUAUCUAUUUGGUAAGUGUAAAGAUAUAUAUACUGACUGGGAUGUAAUAGACAUCUAUUGUUCAGUGGUGGUUUUGAUUUCUCAGUGUAAUGUCAUACAGUAAAAUGACAAUGUUCCAUUUGAGAUUAAUAUUUUUAUUAAAAAUAGGAACAGAAAAUAACAUAUCUUUUACCCAGAAACCUUAGCUAAAAAUAUAGAACCAAAUUAGAAUUCUUCCCAAGGUGUUUAUAGACUCAAAAAUUACUUGUUUAAAGGUGUGCACUAGUGUGAAUUAUGUUGUGUAUUGUGAUAAAAACUACUGUGGGUUUUGUAACAAUUUAAUUUUAUAUUUAUUGGUUGAUAUUAAGUAUAUAAAUACUAUAAAGACAUAGUAAACUUUCAUAUCCAUUCGUGUGCAUUCAAUUGAGGUUAAAGAGUACAUGAUGUAACAUUUUAAUAAUGUGAACUCUGAAGUCAGGUUUGAAUCCUAUUGUGCUAUUUACUAUGUAACCACAGACAAGUUAUUUAACUUCUCUAAAUCCCAGUUUUCUCUUAUCUGUAUGAUAAAGAUUAUAAGAGUACAUGUCUGCUAGGAUGUUGUGAGCAUUAAAUACAAUAAUGCAUGAGAGAAGUGUUUAGCAAAGUAUCUAGCAUAAAAUAGGCACUCUAUAAAUAUUAGAAAUUAAUACUAGGAACACCUAGAAUUAUAGCAUUAGAAGAGAUUGUAGGAAAAAAUAUAGUCCUCUCAAUUGCUUUGAGCAAAAGAGAAGGGACCAAAACAAAUUGUGAACAAUUUCUUGUUAAACUAAUUUGUAGUGUGUCUCUUAUUAAACUAUUUUUAAUUAUGAAAGAAAACUUCUGAUUGUACAUACUGGUUGAAAAUAUUUGGUCUAGUAUAAAGAAAAAAAUUAAUGAGAAAAGAAAACAUUAAUAUCUUCAGAAGCAGUCCUUGAAUAUGUGAAAACAUACAGGAUGCAUUACACAAGUAGAAUGCUUAGCCUUUGACUGGGGUGUGGACAGAUACCAUUGUAUCAGGGGGAAAAAAGAGUUUUUAAUUUCAAAUAUUGAUGGGUUGGUUUGAUGUUAAAUGCUUAUAGAAAAUUUCUUCUAACACUUUUACUUCCUUGGGAAAAAAGAAUCAAAAUUAGCCCUUGAAAGUAAAGCAUUUUGGGGAAGAUGUUGCAAAUUUCAAGGAAGAAGAUAUGAAAUGGUCUAGCAAAUCUGUUGGAACACGUAGGAAAUUUUAUUUCUGGUGCCAAAAGUUAUCACCACCAAGCAUUCCCACUAGCUUCUGCUAAUUGCUGUCAUUUAGGGAUCCACUCUUCUCAUAUACUAUCUAGUUAAUCUAUACUCAGUAGUGGAAAGUACAAAGAAUUUCCUCCUGACUAGCUUUCUGUCCUUGGAAAGUGUAAACUCUGAGUUUCCUCAUCCAUAAAAUAUGAAUAAUAACAUCUACUUAACCAAGUUGAAAGGAUAAUUAAGAGAGGCAAUGUAAUGUAUUUAAAUCUUGAACUUAGCAAGCCUAAGCUCAAUUUCUAGGUCCUUUCCUCUUAUAUUGAAUUUAAUAAAAUUUCUGCUGAUUAAAACUCCUUUCCUU
This is a messenger RNA of Cervus elaphus (red deer), 5534 nucleotides long. RefSeq names its product DEP domain containing 1 (gene DEPDC1). Lineage: Eukaryota; Metazoa; Chordata; Mammalia; Artiodactyla; Cervidae. The record is from RefSeq and is a predicted model, not a curated record. Gene Ontology annotation, cellular component: transcription repressor complex; nucleus. The transcript has 12 exons. Bases 97 to 2535 code for a protein of 812 amino acids. Gene Ontology annotation, biological process: intracellular signal transduction.